Plodia interpunctella (Indianmeal moth) is the source of this 2108-nucleotide messenger RNA. Its product is annotated as peroxidase-like. The transcript has 12 exons. Lineage: Eukaryota; Metazoa; Arthropoda; Insecta; Lepidoptera; Pyralidae. The coding region runs from base 34 to 1986 and encodes 650 amino acids. Gene Ontology annotation, molecular function: peroxidase activity; heme binding. The record is from RefSeq and is a predicted model, not a curated record. Gene Ontology annotation, biological process: response to oxidative stress.
UUAGUUCAUUCCUUGCAAGGUUCCAUAUGAAGAAUGGUCGUUGGUCGUAAAAUGAAUUACGUUGUUACUUUUUUAUUGUGUUUGGUUUUCUUUGAGGUGAAUGCGGCGCUCUAUGAUCGGGUUAAUGGAAACGAACUUGACAGAAGGGCCAAACACGACCAGUGUACAAUUGAGACAAGACCAUGUGGGCCUCAUGAAGACAGGCGUAUAGAUGGGACAUGCAAUAACUACGGUGUUCCAGUAGGAGGAGCUGGUGGAGGACCAUUUAGGAGAAUGGCCGUACCUCAUAGCAAAAAUACUGAUUUCCCAUCAGCAGGCAGCAUAAAAAAGACUUUAUUAUCAAUAAGAAAAGGAGGUGAUAACCAAGGAGGAUAUCUCACUUCUGCUGCCUCAGGGUUCAUUAAUUUCAUCAAAAAUGAUAUCAGUGCUCUGAAUACGUCUGCUAAUGGCAAACGUUGCUGUGGUAAAGAUGAUAAAGAAGAUUCGAGAUGUUUACCUAUUUUCGAAUCUGGUGAUGAUGAUAAAACUAGUGACAAAUGCAUGGAGUUCUAUCGUGCUACAACUUUUAAAGAUUUGGGAUGUGCCGGUGACUAUCGCGAACAGAUAAACUUUCAAACGCCUACUCUGGAUCUGUCCUUAAUAUAUGGUAUUAAUGACAUCUCACAUAAACCUGUAAGAAAAGGAGAAGAUGGCUUAUUAAACGAAAUAAAAAAUAAAAAUGGUGAUGCUGGAAAUUUAAACCAGGAAACUGGACCGAAGAGACUGUGUAUCCCAAAUAAAAAUGAAACAGCAUGUUACACAUUUGGUUCCCCAAAUGCAAAUAACUUCGACCUGAGUACGACGAUCCUUAGCAUAUGGUUCAUUCGGGAACACAACCGCAUAGCCAGCGCUCUCCACCGGCUCAACCCUUGCUGGAAAGACGAUAGACUCUUCAAAGUUGCCAGAAGCAUUAAUAUUGCCACUGCUGCCAAUAUAUUUCUAUAUGAACUACUACCUUUGAUCAUGGGACAUAGAAACAUGUUUAACUCCGGACUUCUAUCUCAGCAAAUAGACUACGUGACUGUUUACGAGGACGCGGCGCCACUAGUCUACGCCGAGUAUGAAAUUGCUAUGAACUUUUUCUUAACACUCCAGAAUGGCCGGAUAAAGAAAUACGAUGAUAAUAAUAGAUACAUUGGGGAAUUACCUUUCAAUGAGACCCUUUUCAACCAAGAAUUAUUGGAAAAGGGAAAAAAUUACGAUGAGAUCAGUCGAGGACUGUUUCUACAGAAUGCUGCUAAAAUUGACAACAAACUCGAUCCUGAGAUUGGAGAAGCCAUUUAUAAUGGAAAUGAAAGCACCCCUGACGCCUUUACGGCCGGCAUACAAAGGGGCAGAGAUAUAGGUGUGCCCGGCUAUAAUGCCUAUCGGAAAAUAUGUGGAAUGACAGCUGCUAAGAAGUUCGACGACUUUUUGGACUCCAUGCCAGCGGAGAAAGUUGAGGCCCUCAAAAAGUUAUACAAAACUGUCGAUGACGUGGAAAUGAUUCCUGGUAUAUUCAGUGAGAACCCAAUUCCCAAUACACUAAUAGGAACCACGUUGUAUUGUAUCAUCGCCAAACAAUUGCAGUUGUUUAGAUAUUCCGAUAGAUUUUGGUUUGAAAGAGGGGAUCAAUUUCACAGUUACACAUUACCUCAACUACAAGAAAUUAGGAAAAGUAACCUGGCAAAAGUUGCAUGUGACAAUUCACAAGCGAUCGAAUUCAUACAACCGCAUGCCUUUCGAACUACUGGACCCGGAAACAUGCCUCUACCUUGCUCGUUCAUCUCAGGGUUGGAUCUCACAGCGUGGUGGGACGCCAACUGCGACAGAGACAACCCCCCGAGAAAGACCUCAUUCCCAGUUCCCAAGGGAAACCAACCGACAUCAUACAUGGAAAUGUUAACAUUUUUUGACGAUAGGUUAAGAAAUAGUAAUAUUUCCAGAGUAUUUUACCAUAAUUAUUAAAAAUUGUUACUAUUGUAUAAACUAAUUUUAUAUAGAGUGAAUCUAUAAUUUAACACUAGGACAGGUAAGAAUAGAGUAGUUGCAAGGCUAAAAAUAAAUACUUAAGUAAAAUAAUAUAAAAA